AUGCUCUGCAAAAAGACUGUCCAUGACAAGCGGGAAACCGAUUUUGUGAUUGGUAGGGCCAGCCGAGAGGUGUGUUUGCAACAGGCAGCUAAGACGCUAUGA
Messenger RNA from Plenodomus lingam JN3, 102 nucleotides. Lineage: Eukaryota; Fungi; Ascomycota; Dothideomycetes; Pleosporales; Leptosphaeriaceae. The record is from RefSeq and is a predicted model, not a curated record.